This is a messenger RNA of Trichomycterus rosablanca, 648 nucleotides long. RefSeq names its product transmembrane emp24 domain-containing protein 11. The record is from RefSeq and is a predicted model, not a curated record. The coding region runs from base 1 to 648 and encodes 215 amino acids. The transcript has 5 exons. Gene Ontology annotation, cellular component: COPII-coated ER to Golgi transport vesicle; endoplasmic reticulum; Golgi apparatus. Lineage: Eukaryota; Metazoa; Chordata; Actinopteri; Siluriformes; Trichomycteridae. Gene Ontology annotation, biological process: endoplasmic reticulum to Golgi vesicle-mediated transport; Golgi organization; intracellular protein transport.
AUGAAUUUAAACUGGACUGGUCUUGUAAUUCUAGGCCUGUGCUUAUUUGCCUCAGUUUCUGCUAUGUACUUCGAUUUGGCGGAGCAGACGGAAAAGUGUAUCAUCGAGGAGAUUCCAGACGACACCCUUGUUACAGGAUAUUUCUUACUAGAGCACUGGAGUAAUAAGCAGGACAACUCACCACACCUCGGCUUAACCGUCACUGUUAAAGACCCAAACUAUGAGGUUUUGUUAAUGAAACGUUUUGGCAAAUAUGGAAAGUUCACCUUCACCUCUCACACCUCUGGUCAGCAUUUCCUGUGCAUGAAAUCAAACUCCACCAGAUUCUCAGUGUUUUCAAGAGAGCGACUGAAAGUGCAUCUAGAUGUGCAGAUAGGAGAACACACCAUCGAUCCCAGUGCUGUCAAGGCAGAAGACACAGUUCAAACAGUGGAGUACAGAAUGCGACACCUGAUUGACCAGAUGCACUACAUCAGCAAGCAACAGAGCUUCCAGAGGGAACGGGAGGAAACCUUUCGCCAGAUGAGUGAGGAAACAAACGGAAAUGUUUUGUGGUGGGCGAUCAUCCAAACUUUCAUCCUCCUCACUGUGGGUUUCUGGCAAAUAAGAAGUUUAAAAAACUUUUUCAUUGAAAAGAAGUUGGUUUAG